Messenger RNA from Phytophthora sojae, 982 nucleotides. RefSeq lists its product as hypothetical. Gene Ontology annotation, cellular component: cytoplasm; proteasome activator complex; nucleoplasm. Bases 32 to 763 code for a protein of 243 amino acids. Lineage: Eukaryota; Oomycota; Peronosporomycetes; Peronosporales; Peronosporaceae. The record is from RefSeq and is a predicted model, not a curated record. Gene Ontology annotation, molecular function: endopeptidase activator activity. Gene Ontology annotation, biological process: regulation of G1/S transition of mitotic cell cycle; positive regulation of endopeptidase activity; regulation of proteasomal protein catabolic process. The transcript has a single exon.
AAAGAGCCAAGUGACAAUCACUCUCGCAGCCAUGGACGAGUACAAGAAGAGCGUGACGGCGGCGGGCGCGGCGCUGCUCUCGGAGCUGCCGCAGCGCGUGGCGCACGUGCAGGCGCUGGUGCAGCAGCACGCGGCGGAGCGCUCGCCCUCGGCGGUGCGCGCCAAGUUCGCGCAGGCGGUGCUGGCCGCGCCCAGCGCCGUGGGCUCCAACGGCGGCGUGCAGUCGCUGCUGGCGGUCGUGGGCGACGAGGUGGCGAAGCUGCUGAGCGCCAUCGCGCAGCUGCAGCUCUGGAUCCAGCUCCAGGUGCCUAAGGUCGAGGACGGCAACAACUUUGGCGUGGAGGUGCAGAAGUACGCGUACGUGCAGCUCAAGGAGGCGCUGGACAAGUGGCAGAAGACGUGGGACGCGCUGGCCGACUACAGCUCGGCUCGUGCGUCGGCCGUGGAGAAGCUCAACGCCAAGGCCACCUCGGAGACGAGCACGACGACCACCGUCACCUCUUCGAAGGGUGGCAAGGACGGCGACGAGGAGAAGAGCGUCACGGCCAAGGUGGAGAAGCAGAGCAACAACGGCAGCAAUGCGGCGGAGGACGCCGUCGCUGCCGUCGUGGAGCUCGACGUCAAGUGGUACUUCAACUUGGUGCGCGCCCUGGAGGGCGUUCGCGACCAGUACGCUGUCACGGCGGACGUGAUCGCCAAGAACCAGGAGAAGAUCGAGCUGCCCCGCGGCAAGAACGACCGCGCGGGUUUCAACAUGUUCUAGACGCAAUCACGACGGAGGUACCGAUGCAAUGAGCAAGCUGUCUGUAAGGUCUGAUGCGGACUGUUUGGAGAGCCUGUGCCUAACAUCCAGGCCUCUGGGGGAGAAGUGGUGAGUACGAUUGCUGAGUUGACAGGCAGUCGACGAUUAGGAAACGUUCUCGUCCCGUAAAAUAAUCGAGGGGCGUGAAGCAGAUCUUGCCUGCCUUAGCGCCUCAGCGGU